Papaver somniferum (opium poppy) is the source of this 1725-nucleotide messenger RNA. RefSeq lists its product as uncharacterized. The record is from RefSeq and is a predicted model, not a curated record. NCBI's taxonomy places the organism in Eukaryota, Viridiplantae, Streptophyta, Magnoliopsida, Ranunculales, Papaveraceae. The transcript is spliced from 6 exons. Bases 1 to 1725 code for a protein of 574 amino acids. Gene Ontology annotation, molecular function: acetylglucosaminyltransferase activity.
AUGACGAAGACUGAUAUUGGCGACCAUCGACGAAAUCUGAAUUUAAAUAAGCUAUCUCAAAUUAAGGAUGCCAGGAUUCCUACUACAGAAGGAUCUACGAAGAAUAAAUCUGCCAAUGCCGAGAAGGAUUCGAAUCUAAAUAAGGAAGUUCCCACUUCUUCUGAAAAUGAAAAGCCUCAUCAAGACAGUGAGGAACAAGCGGAUGAAGAUUUAUUCUUCAAAAGAAAACAAGAGGAAGAAGGUUACACCGGCAAGACAAACAUCUCACACAUUUUAUUCGGAAUCGGUGGGUCAGUAAGUACAUGGAAGAAACGUCGUCAUUACACCGAGUUAUGGUGGAAACCAAACAUAACUCGUGGAUUUGUAUGGUUAGAUGAGAAACCCAAUACGUGGUUCGUAACAUCUCCACCAUACAAAGUAUCCGAAAAUGCGGAUACAAAAUCAGCUGUUCGAAUCGCUAGAAUCGUUUUAGAAAGUUUUAAACUCGGGCUCAAGAGUGUAAGAUGGUUCGUAUUAGGAGAAGAUGAUACAGUAUUCUUCCCUGAUAAUCUAGUAAGUGUUCUAUCAAAGUAUGAUCAUAAUAAAAUGUACUAUAUUGGUGAUAAUUCAGAAAGUGUCGAACAAGAUGUUUCCCACUCGUAUAAUAUGGCAUAUGGUGGUGGUGGUUUUGCUAUUAGUUAUAGAUUGGCGUUUGAGUUAGCUCAGAAGUUAGAUGACUGCAUUAGUCGCUACUCAUAUAUGCAUGGUUCUGAUGAGAGAAUAUCUGCUUGUGUAGCUGAUAUCGGGGUUCCUCUUACUAAAGAAGUUGGUUUCCAUCAGCUUGAUAUCCGAGGUGAUCCGUACGGAUUGUUGGCGGCACAUCCAUUGGCGCCUCUAGUAUCUCUACACCAUCUAGAUGAUGUGGAACCGUUAUUCCCGAAAAUGAGACAGUUGGAUUCCGUUAAGAUGUUGAUGGAUAAUGCAUACAAAAUGGAUCCAGGUCGAACUUUACAACAAAGUGUUUGUUACGAUUCGAAACGGGAUUGGUCGAUAUCGGUCUCGUGGGGGUAUACUGUACAAAUAUAUCCUUAUUUUUUAUCCGCACAAGAGUUGUGCACUCCUUUACAAAGUUUUCGGACUUGGAGCACGCGGAGUGAAAAGUUGUUUACGUUUAAUGUAAGGCCUGUUAAUAGUGACCCAUGUGAAGGCCCGUUUAUCUUUUUCUUGGAAAAACUGGUCAAGGGUCGAAGGGAAACAGUUGGUACAUAUAAGAGUUACUUCGAUCAAAUUAGAAUGAAAUGUUAUCGUCCAAAAUAUGCUGCUGCUAUGAAAGUCAGCACAGCUGUGAUAUCUUCGUCCAUAAUGGAUAAUAACGAGUGGCUCAGGGGCCCACGGAGACAAUGCUGUGAGAUCCGGAAUGGGAAUUCGGCUGAUGAUAAGGAGAAGGUCAUUGCAGAUCUAUUUCCAGCUUCCUUACUUCGCUUCGGCAUUGAGAAGAUGGAUGCAUACAGUGAUCUUGUUAUGUCAAGGUGUAAAUCACUACAAAUGGUAUCAGAGCACUCGAUUUUGAGUGACCUGGUUAUAAUGGAGAAUCAAAAAGAGUUUGAUGAGCUAGCUAAGAAGGUUGAUUCUCUGAAGAGUAUUCAGAAAUACUUAGUUAGGGAAUUCAAGGAUAAUUACAAAAAUCUUUCACCACAAUUUAUCACCAGCAUUAAGAAUUUAUCUGCUGAAUUGAAGGCCGUAUAA